AUGGCACCAAACAAUCCAACUCCAGACACAGAAAAAACAUCAAACGGCAUACCACCACUGCCAGACGACAGAUGUCCGAUAGAAGAAGUAGCUCUGGUCGUACCUAAAACCGACGAUCCAUCACUUCCGUUCAUGGCUGAAACUCUUAUGACGAAAGAGUAUAGUUUUGUUGGAUGGCGUUUUACGUUGAAUCCUGGACCGCUUAACAUGAAGGAGUAUGUUAUCAUCGCUAUCUUCGCUAACUGUGGUGUUUCCUCCUCUAGUGGUAGUGGUGAGGUUUACUUCAUUGGUGCCAUUACUAUUAUGAAAUCUUAUUAUAAACAAUCUCUCAGUUUUCUUCUUGCUCUCUUCAUCUUCAUAAGUCCCCCUGUCAUUUGA
Molecule: messenger RNA, 378 nt
Organism: Vicia faba (fava bean)
Lineage: Eukaryota; Viridiplantae; Streptophyta; Magnoliopsida; Fabales; Fabaceae
Source: the annotation of a GenBank genome assembly